Molecule: messenger RNA, 996 nt
Organism: Paramecium tetraurelia
Lineage: Eukaryota; Ciliophora; Oligohymenophorea; Peniculida; Parameciidae
Exons: 3
Source: RefSeq, a predicted model, not a curated record
AUGUCCAAUUCUCCAUCAAAUAAGAGGAAGUUUAAAAUACAAUAUCAUGUCGUAACACCUGGUAUGUAUUUUGAUGACUCUGUUACCAAGAUUGCUACUCAUAAACGAAGAGUUUCCUCUCAAGGCAAAAUAUAACCAAGUAUAUUGGAGAAUUAUGAGUGUAAAGUAUAAAAUGUCUUUGAAAAACAAUUACAGGAGACAGAAAAAUUACACAAUAAAGUGAAACCAUAGAAAGAUCAGUUAACUAAAAAAGAACUCAUCGAAAAAUUAGUAAAUCAAAUGUAGGAUCAUUUACAAUAGAAAGAGAAAGAGUUAUUUGAAACAAGCAACAUAGAAGAUUAAAAGAGAUUAGAGAGAAGAAAGUCUAUUUUUUAUUAAGAACAAUCACAUUUAGCGAUGCUUGAACAAAUGAAAGAAAGAUUUGCAUCCUAACAAGAAAUCAAAAAGUAAGUUGAUAGAAAAAAGACUAAGCAUCCAUCUGAUUCAUCCCCAAUGAGAGGAACUCGGAAAAAAACUAAUUUAGAAUGCCAGUUAUAUGAGUAAGAACAAAUUGAAUUUGGUUUAUAAGAGUAUUAUAAACUUUAGAGAAUCAAACACAAUGUUGAAAAAUAAUUAAAUCGUAUGGGACUGAAAGAUUCCUCAGGUACUGAUGAGAGAACACGCAAAUUAUCGCUUUUAUAAAAUUCAUCUUAAUUAUUACAUAAUAGUGUGUUAACAUAAGAAAAAUCAAAAUCUAAAAGUAAUCCAAAAACUCAGAAUACCAAUAACAUUUUAAAAAGAAUCAAAGAGAAAAUUCAACAUAUACACACUAAUUACAGUAAUAAUAAUUCAAUGAGUACACUUAUUACAUGUUGUGAUUAAGAAAUUGCAUAAUUGAAGAGAAUUGAUAAUGACAUCAAUAAAAAGAAGAAAAUUUAGAUUAAAAAGUUCAAAGUAAUUUAAAAUGACCUAGAUGCAAUAGGUUUUAUGAGAUUUCAAAGGGCUAAAAUGUAAUGA